AUGCACUCCCCGCCCCUGUUCCGCUUCACUACAGUGACGGGGUAUUUCCUCCAGGAUGACCCCGCCACGGACCCCGACACCUUCGACUACGUGAAAUCAAACUUCGGCCUCAUCGAAAAACAAUACGGCGAGCAUCUCGGAGUAGAACAGACCGACAGCCAGUGGCAGCGUUUCGACGCCCACAUUAAACGCCAGAACGCCAGCAAGAGCAAAAAGCUCAAAGUCCUCUUCCUCGGACGCCACGGCGAGGGCGUCCACAAUGUCGCCGAGCGCAAAUACGGCAGCAAGAAGUGGGAUGAAUACUGGUCUCUCCAAGACGGAGACGAGGACGGCAGCUGGGUCGAUGCCCGUCUAACCGAACAGGGAAGAUGCCAGGCACAAGUCGCACACGCAGCCUGGGAGCAGCAGAUCAAGGCCGGCAUCCCGUCACCGGAAUCUUACUACGUGAGCCCCCUGAACCGGUGUCUUGAAACCGCGCAGAUUACGUUCCAGCGGCUUGCGAUCCCUGGCACGGAUCCUUUUAAGCCGACUAUCAAAGAGCUACUCCGUGAGACGAUGGGUCAGCACACUUGUGACCGUCGCUCGACGGCUUCGGAAAUUGCAGACGAGUACCCGGAGUAUAGAUUUGAAGCGGGGUUCUCUGAGGAAGAUAAGUUGUGGGAUCGUGAGGUCCGUGAGUCGGAUGAGCAUCGCACUGAGCGGCUGCGCUGUCUUUUGAAUGAUAUCUUUGCUCAUGAUGAGAGUACGUAUAUUUCGUUGACGGCUCAUUCGGGUGCCAUCACUAGCAUUCUGGAGGUUUUGGGCCAUCGUCGCUUUGCAUUGGCGACUGGUGCGGUGAUUCCUGUGCUUGUUUUGGUGGAAAGGGGGGAACCAUCGCAGCUGGAGUCGCAAUAA
Messenger RNA from Penicillium psychrosexuale, 894 nucleotides. Its product is annotated as histidine phosphatase family protein. The record is from RefSeq and is a predicted model, not a curated record. The transcript has 4 exons. Bases 1 to 894 code for a protein of 297 amino acids. NCBI's taxonomy places the organism in Eukaryota, Fungi, Ascomycota, Eurotiomycetes, Eurotiales, Aspergillaceae. Gene Ontology annotation, cellular component: cytoplasm. Gene Ontology annotation, molecular function: phosphatase activity.